This is a messenger RNA of Rhagoletis pomonella (apple maggot), 1529 nucleotides long. RefSeq lists its product as uncharacterized. Gene Ontology annotation, cellular component: plasma membrane. Gene Ontology annotation, molecular function: protein binding. NCBI's taxonomy places the organism in Eukaryota, Metazoa, Arthropoda, Insecta, Diptera, Tephritidae. The record is from RefSeq and is a predicted model, not a curated record.
CCGUUCUGGAGGCAUGCUCCAUCGUCAUUUCAGAAUGGGAUCCACUCAAUGAACUUUUUGACUGUAGUCUCUAUCCUGACUCCAAUGAUCCAAAUAAAUGUGAGGAUCCCACUAGAAGACGUGGCUAUUGUUACGAUAAUGAAUUCACCUGCUAUGAUCGCUCCUGUAUACCACAUCAGUGGCAAUGUGAUAACAUCAAAGAUUGCGCUGCUGGUGAGGACGAAGACAGAUGUCUUGUAUGUGAUUAUCGCGAUGAAUUCCGCUGUCGUUCAAACGAAAAGUGUGUAGCUGAGCCUGUUCGUUGUGAUCUUAAAUACGAUUGCCUUGACGGAUCUGACGAGGAAGAGUGCGAUGAUUAUGGAUCUGCAGGGGAGGACAUAACUUCCUUUGACGAAGCUGCGUUAAAUUUAUUUCCCCGAAUGUUUUCCUAUGCUAGUUUUCCGUCGUCUAAUCAAACCCACGAAGGUUUGUAUAUCUACAUCACUUAUCCAACUGACGAUGAAAACAGCACUAAAUUUCAAGUGCGCGAAAAUGCAAAUCGUACAAGAGGCAUAUCACCUGAAGAAGUCGCAAAUAGUGUGUCCGGAGACGGUCCCAAAGGAUUUGUGAACUUCCCUGACAGCAAAGAAAUCAUGAUGACCAGCGAUACGGAGAACAAAUUCAAAUAUUCUUCAGAUACUGCCACAUCACGCCCGGCAACCUGUGACCACAGCACGGCUACUAGCAAACUUAAAGUUCCCUUUAGUGCCACCACUCCUUUGAAACCAGCUCAUUCAAUGCGAGUUACGGUUACGACUGAACCAGGUAGCCUCUUCAAGGUGGAUAAUGGCAACGGGCAACGAGCACCGACGAAAGCUUGUGCGCCACAUCAGCUGCGUUGUGUGAGCGGCGAAUGCAUCACAGUCAAUGAGCUUUGUGAUAAGAAAAUUGAUUGCCCGGACGGGGCUGAUGAACUGAUGUGUGUUUACAAGGAGCUGCGCAGUUCGACAACACCAAUAAAAAUACGCAGCAGUACAGGACGUACAUCGCGGAGUAGAAGUGUUCACACGCAGUCAGCAGUGAUAUCGACAGCAGUCCGUGCUGAUAAAAGAUCAUUGACACGUACCACAAUAAAGAAAAUCUAAAAACCUGAUGUUGCGGCAGGUCAUGCCAGAAUAAUAGAAUAGAAUAGAAAAAGUGGUUUUUGAGCAGAUUCUAUCCCAUUAUUCAGUAACAAAAGGUUUUGUACUAAAGCAGUUUUCUCGCUCCCAACAUCGGCUUCUUUCGCGAUGAAGAAUGUUGCUCACUCUAGUUUCUGGUUAUGUUAGGAAUAAAACCUAAACCUCUUCAUACUAAUUCGUUGGCAUCACUUGCACGUGAACAAGUCCAGAAUGCCAACCGUUUAGAUAUAAAAAAAAAAUUAAAAAUUGUGUGUCGAUAGAAAUUUUUACGCUGAUUUUAACCAUGCGAAAAUUAUGUGUGACAAUUAAAAAAUAAAGAUAUAAAAGGUCAAUGUUAAACUUUUUGAUUUCCUGAAAUAUUAAUAUCUU